AUGGAUGACGAUGUAUCACUGGACACGACCAAAAUCCGGGACUGGCGAUCCAUUGUGACGCUUGUCGUCUUCGUUCUCACGAAUAUUAAUGUGCUUUUCCCGUUUCACAUACCAUUUUUCAUACCGCGAAAAGUGUGGAAUGGGAUGGUAGAUGCUUUGAGUUUCAUCAGAAUCAUUCCGCCGAGAAACUCUACAUCACAGUAUGAGGCAGAUGGCGAUAAUGAAAAUGGCAAGGUUAAGCCUUACGUCAGGCUGAAUUUCCCCAUGAACUUUGUUACUGCGCCAUUGAUAGCGGAUCUUUUCUUGCUCGCCAUUCUGGCUAUCGGACGCAAAGAAGUGCAUGAUGGCACGCUCGGCGCUGACAAUAUCUCUCCCAUUGAUAUUAUGGCAUUCUUUAUUACUCUGGCAUACAUCGCCAUUUCUAUCGAUGCAUCUGGAUUGAUUCGAUAUCUUGCCUUCAAGGUCCUGCAAUGGGGAGGCAAAGUUGGACACCGCCUGUUCUUCUUCCUCUACUCCUUCUUCUUCCUUCUUGGCAGCUUUAUCGGGAACGAUCCAAUUAUUCUCUCUGGCACAGCUUUUCUCGCCUACAUGACAAGGGUUUCCAGCAACAUUGUCCAUCCUCGAGCGUGGAUUCACACCCAAUUUGCGGUAGCAAACAUCGCUUCGGCUAUUCUUGUAUCCUCCAAUCCAACAAACUUGGUCCUUGCUGGAGCUUUCCAAAUCAGAUUCAUCAACUACACAGCGAACAUGAUUGUUCCGGUUGUAGUGACUGCCGUUGUGCUUUUCCCGUUUCUUCUAUACAUUGUCUUCGCGAACGAGGCCCUCAUCCCAUACUCAAUUAAAAUGCACGAAUUACCGCCAGAGGCCAGGACCAAGAAACCGGUCAAUCCAAAUAUCCCGCAUGCCCGUGGACAGAUGGAAGAAGAGGAAAACAAUGCGUCCAAUGACGAGCAAACCAAACUGCUUUCACUUGAAGAGAUUAUGAACCCGUUCUUGGAUAAAGGGGGUGCAGCAUUUGGUGCUGUCAUCAUGGCGGCCACUCUUAUAACGGUUUUGGUCAUCAAUGCCGUCAGCACCGGUACGGAGGCUCACCCUGUUUUCUGGGUAACGCUACCCGCCGCGUUCGUGAUGUUUUGUUGGGAUAUUGGCUUUGGUUGGUAUCAUCGUGAGGAAACAAGACAAAUUGCUCGCAGAGGCCGGCUAGAGGUUGAGAAUGCACGAGCGGAGAGAGCACUCCGGGAAGCUGAGCAAGCAAGAUCUUUGGAUGAGAAUGCAAUCAAUGGAGGCGCACAUGCGUACGAGCUCAAGGAGCAUCCCUCAAACACUGCACAGGAUAAGAAUGGCUCGGGUGGUGUAAACGCGGCAAUUCCCUCGCCGCCCGCAAUUCUUGUAUCCGAAAACACUGACGGCACAGCGAUUGUUACCACAUCUUCUUCCGAGUCGGUGGCAUCACUGCCAACGCCGAUAGGUGAGGAUCAAAAAGGGAAGACGAUGGCAGACGAUGAGAAGUCGACUGUAUACCAAAACUCUAAGCUAGACCGUAUUGCAUCUGCAUCUCCAACUCCAGGGAUGUUUGUGUCAUCUUCUAGCGGCGAAGUUGACGAGCACAGACGUGCAUCACGAGAAUUGUCAUUUCAUCAGGCAGAUGGCCCCGCAAACCUGGUUUCGCUAGCAAAAGAUGGCUUCAGGUGGUGCCAGGAGACAUUCCCUACAGCAGCAGCGGUGCUCCUGCAUUUGCCAUUUGCUCUAGUUCCAUUUGCAUUCUCCAUGUUUGUGUUGGUGCAAGCACUGGUAACCAAAGGUUGGAUCCCUGUGUUUGCCUACGGUUGGGAUCACUGGGUAAAGAAGACUGGAACAGUUGGUGCCAUUGGCGGAAUGGGAUUUCUCUCCGUUGUGCUUUGCAAUUUUGCCGGCACAAACAUUGGCACUACGAUCUUGCUAUCCCGAGUCAUUCAAACAUGGCAAAAGAUCAAUACUGUGAACCAGACAGACAUCAGUGACCGCACGUUCUGGGCUACCGUGUACAGCAUGGCCAUUGGGGUGAAUUAUGGCGCAUUCAGUACGGCGUUCAGCGCGUCGCUGGCCGGACUCCUUUGGAGAGACAUCUUGUCUCGCAAGCACAUCCACGUGCAAGGACUUGAAUUCGCCCGUGUCAACCUCCCAAUCAUCGCGAUUGCCAUGAUCGUUGGCUGCGCCGUUUUGACCGGUCAAGUGUAUAUUGUGCGAAGUGAUAGACCUUACAAUCACAGUUAG
Messenger RNA from Pochonia chlamydosporia 170, 2253 nucleotides. Its product is annotated as arsenite efflux transporter ArsB-like. The transcript has 3 exons. Gene Ontology annotation, cellular component: membrane. The record is from RefSeq and is a predicted model, not a curated record. Gene Ontology annotation, biological process: transmembrane transport. The coding region runs from base 1 to 2253 and encodes 750 amino acids. NCBI's taxonomy places the organism in Eukaryota, Fungi, Ascomycota, Sordariomycetes, Hypocreales, Clavicipitaceae.